Messenger RNA from Pygocentrus nattereri (red-bellied piranha), 1313 nucleotides. RefSeq names its product chemokine (C motif) receptor 1b, duplicate 2 (gene xcr1b.2). Gene Ontology annotation, molecular function: chemokine receptor activity. NCBI's taxonomy places the organism in Eukaryota, Metazoa, Chordata, Actinopteri, Characiformes, Serrasalmidae. Gene Ontology annotation, biological process: G protein-coupled receptor signaling pathway; chemotaxis; immune response. The record is from RefSeq and is a predicted model, not a curated record. Bases 76 to 1143 code for a protein of 355 amino acids. Gene Ontology annotation, cellular component: membrane. The transcript has 3 exons.
UUCACAAGAAAGCUUCAUUCUUUCCUCGAGACAACUUGCAACUUGUUCACAUCCAGGCCAGUCCACGCAUUAAGCAUGGACGUCAAUAACGGCAGUUACAGUCACAAUGACACGUACGACUAUGGCGACUAUGAUGAAGGUGGAUUAAUCAAGCUCUGCGAAUAUGAGAGUUACAUCAAAAUCACGGCAGCGAGUUACAUCAUGAUCUGUGUCUUCAGCCUGCUUGGGAACAGCCUGCUUAUCUAUGGCCUGGCUCGAUUUGAAGAUCUCAAGAGAGUCACCAUGUUUUUCAUACUCUGCUUGGCUGUCUUUGACCUGUUGUUUACACUCACACUUCCUUUCUGGGUUGUCGACCUCCUUCACCAGUGGAUCUUUGGAGAUGCUGCAUGUAAGAUCCUAACCGGGGCCUAUUUUGUGGGAAUCUACGGAAGCCUCAUUCUACUGACAGCCAUGACAGUUGACCGCUUCUUUGCCAUAGUGGUCCGCAGCCAGUGGCUGACCCGUAGACGCAGGCUCAACUGUGCAAGAGCAGCAUGUGCCGGUGCAUGGAUCAUCAGCAUAGCAGCUUGUCUGAUAGACGCCUUGUCCUCCAAUGUUCAAGUCAUAGAGUCCAUCUAUACCUGUAAUGCCAGCCCUUCCCAAGUGGACUACACAGAGUACUACAUGCAACUCAUCUUGCUUUUCUUUGUCCCACUGGCAAUCAUUGUCUUUUGCUACGGCAAAAUCCUGCACACGCUCAUGUUGACCUCAGCCAGGCAGAAAUACCGGACGGUACUGGUCGUCUUGUGCAUCGUGGUGGCUUUCGUGAUAUGCUGGGGACCUUAUCAUAUUCUCAUGAUGCUGAAUGCUGUGUAUAGACCUAAGGAAUGUCAGAAGAAGGCUGAACUAAACCAGGCUUAUGUUGCCUGCCGUAUCUUGGCCUAUGCCCACUGCUGCGUGAAUCCACUGUUGUACAUGAUGAGGGGGCGGUCCAGGAAAGUUCUGUCCAGUCUUCUCUUCUGCUCCCCGGAAUUGAGGCAGACUCAGCACCAGGAGAGACACACUGACCACAGCCAUUCCAACGUUAUCCAACACUCAGUAGCUGGGCGUGCCGAUAUCUGCAGAGCAAAAGAGCUAAACAUAAUGGAUCUCAAGUCACUUUAGGAGAGGAGGAUGAUGAACUCGACUUCUGGGACUCAAAACUGGUAAAAAGUCUCAAUACUGAGGUUAUGGCUGAUGACAGAAGUAUGGAUGUUCUCGAAAGUUGGUCAGAAGACACUGAUUACACUGAUUACUACUAUAAUUACAAUUACUCGGAAACUUUUCUCAUCAAG